Molecule: messenger RNA, 1801 nt
Organism: Heterocephalus glaber (naked mole-rat)
Lineage: Eukaryota; Metazoa; Chordata; Mammalia; Rodentia; Bathyergidae
Gene: Gtf2f1
Product: general transcription factor IIF subunit 1
Biological process (GO): transcription initiation at RNA polymerase II promoter; positive regulation of transcription elongation by RNA polymerase II
Cellular component (GO): transcription factor TFIIF complex; nucleus
Molecular function (GO): DNA binding; RNA polymerase II general transcription initiation factor activity; TFIIF-class transcription factor complex binding
Source: RefSeq, a predicted model, not a curated record
GGAGCGGCGCAGUCGCAGAGGGAGCCAGCCCGGUGCCACUUCCGGGUGGUUUUUCCCAGGCCCGGCGGCGGAAGGUGUUUGGGGUCAGGGCCGGAGACCCAAAGCCUAGAGAGCGGCUUCCCUGCACUGAGGACGCAGAUCUCGGAGCAGACGAAAAGAAUCACUGUCGGAGUGGACUCGAGUCCCUGAGGAUUGUCAAUGGCGACCCUAGGCCCCGGCAGCCAGAAUGUUACCGAGUAUGUCGUUCGAGUUCCCAAGAACACAACCAAAAAAUACAAUAUAAUGGCUUUCAAUGCAGCCGAUAAAGUGAACUUUGCUACAUGGAAUCAGGCCCGGCUAGAGCGGGAUUUGAGCAACAAGAAGAUUUACCAGGAGGAGGAGAUGCCCGAGUCUGGAGCAGGCAGCGAGUUCAACCGGAAGCUCCGGGAGGAGGCCCGCCGCAAGAAGUACGGCAUCAUCCUCAAGGAGUUCCGGCCUGAGGACCAGCCCUGGCUGCUCCGCGUCAAUGGAAAAUCAGGCAGGAAGUUCAAGGGCAUCAAGAAGGGAGGCGUGACGGAGAACACGUCCUACUACAUCUUUACCCAGUGCCCUGACGGGGCCUUCGAGGCCUUCCCCGUGCACAACUGGUACAACUUCACGCCACUGGCCCGGCACCGCACGCUCACCGCUGAGGAGGCCGAAGAGGAAUGGGAGAGGAGGAACAAGGUCCUGAACCACUUCAGCAUCAUGCAGCAACGGCGGCUCAAGGACCAGGGCCAGGACGAGGAUGAGGAGGAAAAGGAGAAACGCAGCCGUGAGAAGGCCAGCGGGCUGCGCAUCCACGACCUGGAGGACGACCUGGAGAUGUCCUCAGACGACAGUGAGGGCAGCGGCGAAGAUGGCAGCAGAGCCCCCAAGACCAAGAAGAAGGCGCCGCUGACCAAGGCAGGCAGGAAGAAGAAGAAGAAGAAGAAGGGCUCAGACGAUGAGGCCUUUGAGGACAGCGACGACGGGGACUUUGAGGGCCAGGAAGUCGACUACAUGUCUGACGGCUCCAGCAGCUCCCAGGACGAGCCAGAGAGCAGCAAGCCCAAAGUGCAGCAGCAGGAGGAGGGGCCCAAGGGUGUGGACGAGCAGAGCGAGAGCAGUGAGGAGAGCGAGGAGGAGAAGCCGGCCGCCACCGAGGAGGACAAGGAGGAGGAGGAAGAGAAGAAGGUGGCCACCCCGCAGGAGAAGAAGCGCCGGAAAGACAGCAGCGACGAGUCUGACAGCUCUGAGGAGAGUGACAUCGACAGCGAAGCCUCCUCGGCCCUCUUCAUGGCGAAGAAGAAGACACCCCCCAAGCGGGAGCGGAAGCCCUCAGGAGGCAGCUCAAGGGGAAACAGCCGCCCCGGCUCGCCCAGCGCAGAGGGUGGCAGCACUUCUUCCACCCUGCGGGCUGCUGCCACCAAACUGGAGCAAGGGAAGCGGACAAGUGAGACACCUGCCGCCAAGCGGUUGCGGCUGGACACUGGGCCGCAGAGCCUGUCCGGGAAGUCCACCCCACAGCCGCCGUCUGGAAAGUGCACGCCCAGCAGCGGCGAUGUGCAGGUGACCGAGGAUGCCGUGCGGCGCUACCUGACGCGGAAGCCCAUGACCACCAAGGACCUGCUGAAGAAGUUCCAGACCAAGAAGACGGGGCUGAGCAGCGAGCAGACGGUGAACGUGCUGGCCCAGAUCCUGAAGCGCCUCAACCCCGAGCGCAAGAUGAUCAAUGACAAGAUGCACUUCUCUCUCAAGGAGUGAGGCCCUGGCCCCCAGUAAAUAGCUGUGUGCCCCACUC